AUGUCCUCAAUGAGCCCACGCAAAUCGAUCGAUAGCUUGGCUUCUGGUACAUCUACACCCUCGCUGUCUCAAUUCUCGCUCAGCCAGAUCGAGUCUCCGCGCGCACCGCCUCAGAGGUCCCUCUUGCGGAGGGGCUCAACUGCAAGCUCCAUCGUGAGCAUCGGAGGUAUACUCGAUUCUUCGCAACACCAUGGUUCGAUAGCGGAAUCGGGCCAGAAUGCCAUCUCCACACUCCUCCAGCCUCCGAUCGUUCGUACCGGCCUCGUUCCUCAUACAGCUGUUUCAUCUACCGGCUACAAGCCGCCGAGCACACGAGACAUCCCUCCGGUCACCCUGACGAAUAUCCCCCAUGUCGAUUCCAAAGUCUUCCAGCCGUAUCUCUCGCAGGUCGGGUCGCUCUACGAAGUCUUUCAACAGGCGAAAGAGAGUACCAGCAAUCAAGAAUUGCAGCUGGCUCGGAGCGGCAAGACGCAGGCGAAGCCGGACGAAUACGACACCCUUAUGCCCGUUUCUAGAGAAAGGCGAACAUCCAUUGUGUCAACCAGUUCCCGUGCAACAUCGCCAUAUGACCCGCGGGGCCGCAGACGCUCGUCGGGCGCCCGAGGUCGCGGCCAGGGGGUCACUCCACUGUCUAUCAUCCCACCAGUCUAUUUCGAGGACGAUUUCCACCUAGAAAACCCUCGAACGUUCGACGUGGUAUCGGAGAAGUCGGAAGUUGUGAGGCCUCCGAGGUUGCCAGGGAAAGAUGGCCAAGGGACCAGUGACUCCGCUGCGGUAUCGGCUGGUACUGGGAGAAAGGCACUUGCUACCAAUGCGAUUCUGCAGGAGAAGCUCUCAUGGUACAUGGAUACUGUUGAGGUCCACCUGAUCUCCUCAAUCUCGACUGCAUCCAAAUCGUUCUUCACCGCGCUGGGGUCGCUGCGCGAGCUACACUCUGAGGCGGCUGAUUCGGUGAAACGGAUACAAAUCUUGCGGAAGGACCUCCAAAAGAUCGAUAAAGAGAUGGCGCUGGGUGGGUUGAAAAUUGUCAACCUUCGGCGGCGAAGGGAGAAUGUACGGAUGCUCGCCGAUGCCGUCUCUCAACUGCGGGUGGUGGUCCAGUCUGUCGCUCGUUGCGAAGAACUGGUCGAGAACGGAGACAUAGAGGAGGCGGCCGAUAGUCUGGAAGAGGUUGAGCGAUUGAUGGCUGGAGAGGAUGCUCCAAGUUCUCCAAGCAAGGGGAGCGCGAGCCAAGGUCAGCCGAGAAAGUCAAUUGACUUGCGGAGACUGAAGGCUCUUGAGGGAGCUUCUGAAGAUCUUGCACAACUGAGGUAUAGGAUCGGCAUGGGAUACGAAAACCGCUUUUUGAACGAUCUACUUGGAGACUUGGGCAACCACGUCGAGAACGUGCCGUCGGAUGUGACACUCCAGCGCUGGGGCUCCUCUUUCCAACGGCAACGUGGAGCUCAACGCUGUGGUGCCUCGUCUUCCCCGGCGUAUAUGGACUUUGACAACGAUUUGCGAUCACGUCUGCUGACGAAUCUUGUCGGCCUCGCUCGCGCACAGUAUACGACUCCUGCAGCAACUUCAUUCAAGACCGCGGUUCUCCGGGAAAUGAAAGGCCUGAUCCGUAAACAUAUGCCUAGCUCCAGCGAUGAUGACAAUGAAUCGGUGGUUUCGAUGUCCACGCACAGGUCCCAGCAGUUGAGCCAGCAAGAGAAAUCCUCGAUACUUGCGCGGAAUCUGCGCGCUCUGGACUCCGAUGACGCAUAUACUAUGCUCCUCAGGGUAUACACCGGGAUUAGCGAGUCGUUGCGAAGGCUUAGUGUCCAGGUCAAGGUGCUUCUCGACAUUGCUAGUGGACUCGAGAAUCCCGUGACGGCUGGUCUGAGUUCUCCCCCUCGAAGCCCGGACCCGCAGAGUAUGAACGGUCCUCUCGGUUCUGGGAUGGGUUCCCGGACCGUGGCAACCAUCCAAACCCAGGACGAGAUACUACAAGUCUUGGACAUGUCUAGCCUUCUUGGCCAGGCUGUUGACAUUGCGCAGUCACAGAUCACGAAGGUGCUGAAAGUCCGCUCGGAACAGACAUCUCAACUACCCAGAGAGGAAUUUGUCCGAUACUUUACCCUGAAUAAACUCUUUGCCGAUGAGUGUGAGGCGAUCUCCGGCCGGAGCGGCACGGCUCUGAAGACCGUUGUGGGAAAUCAGAUACGCGAUUAUAUCACGCGGUUUGGGGAGAAUCAACGGCACCGGCUUGUCGAGGUCAUGGACUCGGACCGAUGGGAUGCGCGAGACUUUGGGGAGACCGAGAGUAUCAUACUAGCCAAGAUCCUUGAUGCAAGCACCAAGGAUGUCGAGUCGUGGUUGGCGGCGUCCAAGAUCUGGGCCUCACCGGAAAAGGAUGGACUACAGAAGACGGAAGCGGAGACAGCGACUACCAACGGAAACGGCAAGGACAAGGUGCGCAGCGCCGUAAUCGACGAGCAGAAAUACAUUCUCCCCGAAUGCGCGGUGGCCAUGAUGAAGAGCAUUGAGGAGUUCCAAUUCCUCAUGGCGAACAUCCCCAGCACGAUUCAGGAUAUCGCCCCUGGGCUCCUCGAGUCCCUGAAGCUGUUCAACUCCCGGUCGUCGCAGCUCAUCCUGGGCGCCGGGGCCACGAGGAGCGCGGGCCUGAAGAACAUCACGACGAAGCAUCUCGCGCUGUCCUCGCAGGCCCUGAGUUUCAUCAUCGCGCUGGUACCCUACAUUCGGGAGUUUGUGCGGCGGCACGCGCCGUCGAGCUCGCUGAUGGGCGAGUUUGACAAGGUGAAGCGGCUAUACCAGGAACACCAGUCCGGCAUCCACGAGAAACUGGUGGAUAUCAUGGGCGGCCGGUCCUCGGUGCACGUGAACGCGAUGAAGAAGAUCGACUGGGACGCCCCGGCCGGGUCCAACACGGUCAAUCCCUACAUGGAGACGCUGGCGAAGGAAACGGGCACACUGCACCGGGUGCUCAGCAAACAUCUGCCUGAGAUGACCGUCAUGAUGAUCAUGAACCCGGUGUUCCAGAGCUAUCGCGAGCAGUGGACGAAAGCAUUCGAAGAAGCGCCCGUCAAGACGGAAGCCGGUAAACAGAGGAUGCAACGCGACGCGGAACAUCUCCAGACGAAGCUCAGCAAAAUCGAUGGGUUCGGGGACCUGGGCCAAUGGCUGCUUGAGUUGAUUCAGAGGAAGACUCCGUCGCAGCAGGAGAAGGCAGCCGCGUCGGCGGAGGCUCCGACAUCACAAACGUCGUCGGGCGAGGACGACUCCGUACGGAGUCCAACUUGA
Molecule: messenger RNA, 3288 nt
Organism: Aspergillus clavatus NRRL 1
Lineage: Eukaryota; Fungi; Ascomycota; Eurotiomycetes; Eurotiales; Aspergillaceae
Product: vacuolar protein sorting-associated protein 54
Exons: 3
Coding region: 1-3288 (1095 amino acids)
Biological process (GO): Golgi to vacuole transport; retrograde transport, endosome to Golgi
Cellular component (GO): GARP complex
Molecular function (GO): syntaxin binding
Source: RefSeq, a predicted model, not a curated record